This is a messenger RNA of Telopea speciosissima, 2103 nucleotides long. RefSeq names its product RNA polymerase sigma factor sigB. Gene Ontology annotation, molecular function: DNA-binding transcription factor activity. The record is from RefSeq and is a predicted model, not a curated record. Lineage: Eukaryota; Viridiplantae; Streptophyta; Magnoliopsida; Proteales; Proteaceae. The coding region runs from base 173 to 1918 and encodes 581 amino acids. Gene Ontology annotation, biological process: regulation of DNA-templated transcription; DNA-templated transcription initiation. The transcript has 7 exons.
UUUUCCAGUGAAACACCGAAACCAUCAGAGCUCAAAACACUCUUUAACAGGUUCUUCUCUGCUUUGGUACAAGGUCCCUUCCACAUCCUAAUCCUUUCAAUCCAUCCUUCCGUCCAUUCUAUAUAUUAAUCCCUUCGUUAAAUGUAGAGAGAGUAAGAGGGAGAGGGAGAAGAUGGCGUGCCUACUGCCGCAGUUCAAGAGCCCACCUGACACCCUCUCCAUUCACUUCAGAACCCAUCAUAAUCACCACCAUCACUCCUCCAAUCUCCACCCAUUGAAAUCUAGGGAUUCCUGCUUCCGGGUACAAUCUGUCCUCUCCACCACAACAACAGCGAUGGAAACUACGGUGGUUGAUAUGGGGAAGCUGAGUUUGCCUUCUUUAGAAGCUCAUUCAAGUACUGUAGCAGGCAACCAACCCUUGACGUAUGUAAGAGCCUUUGGUCCACCAAUAAAGGAUAGUCUCGAGGCAACUUUGGCUACAGAAACACUCCUUACAGGCGAAGAAGCCACCAUAGCUGCUGCUGCUGCAGAGGCAAUUGCUCUGGCAAAAGCUGCUGUUAAGGUUGCCAAGGAUGCAGCCCUGAUGGUUGGUGGCAUCCCUUCUGCAAAAUCAGUUAGUAGGCACUCAGAUUUUCCAACUGAAGCUGACAUUCUCCGGCUUGAGAGGGCUCGGCUCAAUGAGAUGGAACAAGCCGACGAAAUAGGCCAGCCUGUGGGAUUGGAAGCUGUACAAGAUGAAGAACAUUAUGCACAAGUUCCCAUUAAAGAUCCUGACAAUUUGGAUCCAGCAGAUGAGGAUCUUGAACUUCUGCAAAUGCAUCUUUCCAAGAAUAUAGCAGUAAGAUCUGGUCGCCAAAUAGAAAGACAAGCCAGGAGAGCAAGGGCAGCAGAGAAGAUUGCUGCCAAUGUGGUCUCUGUGAAGUCUUGUUCGGCUAGUAGGAAAAAGCGUGCUGCUAUACAGGAUGUAGAUUAUUCUGAUCCCCUGCGUUACUUGAGGGGAACUACCAGCACUUCUAGGCUUCUCACUACAACUGAAGAGCUGGAGUUGUCAGAAGGAAUACAGGACCUUUUGAAGCUCGAAAGGCUCCGUGACGAGCUUGCAGAAAGAUGUGGGGGUGAACCCACUUUUGUUCAAUGGGCAGCUGCUGCUGGUGUUGACCAGAAGGCCUUGAGAAAGCGCUUGAACUAUGGUAUCUUUUGCAAAGACAAAAUGAUUAAAAGCAAUAUACGGCUUGUUAUCUCUAUUGCAAAAAACUAUCAGGGAGCUGGGUUGAACCUUCAGGAUCUUGUUCAGGAAGGAUGCCGAGGCCUUGUAAGAGGUGCAGAAAAGUUUGAUGCUUCAAAGGGAUUCAAGUUCUCAACCUAUGCACACUGGUGGAUCAAACAGGCGGUGCGGAAGUCUCUUUCAGACCAGUCCAGGACAAUUCGCUUGCCAUUUCACAUGGUUGAAGCUACUUAUCGAGUAAAAGAGGCCAGAAAGCAAUUGUAUAGUGAGACUGGAAGACAUCCAGAUAAUGAAGAAGUAGCAGAGGCUGCGGGAUUGUCUAUGAAGAGGUUAACAGCUGUGCUGCUAACGCCCAAAGCUCCUAGGUCUCUUGACCAGAAGACUGGGAUGAAUCAGGAUCUAAAACUUUCAGAAGUUAUUGCAGAUCCAAAUGCAGAAACAUCGGAGGAUUUGUUAAUCAAGCAAUUCAUGAAGCAAGAUUUGGAGAAGGUGCUAGACAGUAUCAAUCCAAGGGAGAAACAGGUGAUUAGAUGGAGAUUUGGACUGGAAGAUGGAAGGAUGAAGACACUGCAAGAGAUUGGGGAGUUGAUGGGUGUUAGCAGAGAGAGGAUCCGGCAGAUAGAGUCAUGUGCCUUCAGGAAGCUAAAGAAUAAGAAAAGAACUAUACAUUUGCAGCAGUAUUUGGUUUCUUAAGCCCCACAGGGUGCUUGGAGGUUUAAUUUCCUUUUCCUUGUUGACUGUUGUACCCAGUAGUGGCAAUAUAUCUGUCCAUUCCUUUCUCUUUGAAUCUCCCCCCCCUUCCCCUUUUUGGAUUAUAAUAAUGCACAUUGAAUUUAUUCAGUAUAAAAAGUCAGCUGUGCAGAGAAUUUAAAAUAUGA